Trematosphaeria pertusa is the source of this 701-nucleotide messenger RNA. RefSeq lists its product as uncharacterized. Lineage: Eukaryota; Fungi; Ascomycota; Dothideomycetes; Pleosporales; Trematosphaeriaceae. The transcript is spliced from 2 exons. The record is from RefSeq and is a predicted model, not a curated record. The coding region runs from base 165 to 620 and encodes 151 amino acids.
UGGGCUACUUCAUCGCUACUGCCAGAGAUCCGUAUGCGCGAUGGAAGCCCAUUACAUCGAUGUGGGUCACUGUUGCAUUCCUCCUGGUGCGUAGGUCUUUCGCGUAGAAUCUUCAACGAGAAUCUUCAAUGAGCUCCGUAUGCUGACCGGCUUAGACAAAUUUUAUGCCGUUUUGGGGUAGCGCCUUUCGAGUGUCUUUCGUCUACUUCAAUUCGCUGAGAACGGAAUAUUCUCCCGUUUGUGCGGCACGCAGCCUCCUUCAAGUCGCCUUUGUCAUCUCAGUCAAUGUGCUUUCCAUCUUUGCGGCUCUUCUUUUAUUUCCACCUUGGGAAGGUCGACUUCUCUCUAGCAGCUUUUGGAGCGGGCUUGCAGGACAGGGAGAAGAUAUUCGUCAUGCCGAUGACGACUUCAUGCAACUUCCGAGGGCUAGCCAAGAACGCAUUCGGAACUUGAACCACUGGUGUGGUGCAUUGGUUUCAUGGCACUUGAUAGCGAUAGCACUUCCGGCUCUGGCUUGUUGCAUGUUCUCCGUAAUGGAUGGAUGCAUAAGGAGAAGGAUGCAGCAUCACUACCUGUGUACGAAUAGACCGCCCUCGGACAGGAACACUACGACACAUUAGCAAAUAUACCCUCAUUUGCUAUGAGCUGAAGCUUGUGUGGUCACUGGUUUGUCCACUUCGUUCUUCCAGAGACAAAUGUUU